AUGAAGUUAGACGAUGCACUGUGGGCAUAUCGGACCGCGUCCAAAACUCCAAUUGGCAUGUCCCCGUACAAGUUAGUCUAUGGAAAAGCGUGUCACCUUCCAGUGGAAUUAGAACAUCGAGCUUAUUGGGCAAUGAAAUUUCUAAAUUUUGAUAGCAAAGAGUCUGGUGCUAAACGCCUUCUACAACUCAAUCAAUUGGACGAAUUUCGACAUUCUGCCUACGAGAGCGCACGACUCUAUAAGGAACGAACGAAGAAGAUACACGAUGCGAACAUUUCGAAGAAAGAAUUCCAUGAGCGAGAUUAUGUUUUGUUAUUUAAUUCACGACUUAGAUUGUUUCCUGGAAAAUUGAAGUCGCGAUGGAGCGGACCGUUCAAUGUGAUAAAAAAUUUUCCUCAUGGAGCGGUGGAAUUGGAAAGCUCAACCGGAGUUGCAUUCGAAGUAAAUGGGAAAAGAUGCAAACAAUACCUCGGUGGAUUGAUCGAGCGACAAAGGGAAGUUUUCUCCCUCACUUAA
Messenger RNA from Mercurialis annua (annual mercury), 516 nucleotides. RefSeq lists its product as uncharacterized. The coding region runs from base 1 to 516 and encodes 171 amino acids. NCBI's taxonomy places the organism in Eukaryota, Viridiplantae, Streptophyta, Magnoliopsida, Malpighiales, Euphorbiaceae. The transcript has a single exon. Gene Ontology annotation, molecular function: nucleic acid binding. The record is from RefSeq and is a predicted model, not a curated record.